This is a messenger RNA of Telopea speciosissima, 1017 nucleotides long. RefSeq names its product ras-related protein RIC2. The transcript is spliced from 2 exons. The coding region runs from base 44 to 700 and encodes 218 amino acids. The record is from RefSeq and is a predicted model, not a curated record. Gene Ontology annotation, molecular function: GTPase activity; GTP binding. Gene Ontology annotation, cellular component: endosome. Lineage: Eukaryota; Viridiplantae; Streptophyta; Magnoliopsida; Proteales; Proteaceae.
AGAUUUGCAGAGAAAGAGUAGUAGUAGAAGCAAAAGGUAAUUGAUGGCUGGCUAUAGAGCUGAAGACGACUAUGAUUAUCUCUUCAAAGUGGUUUUGAUCGGAGAUUCUGGGGUAGGGAAGUCGAAUUUGCUUUCGAGGUUCACCAGAAACGAGUUCAGUCUUGAGUCCAAGUCUACGAUCGGUGUGGAGUUCGCGACUAGGAGCUUGAACGUGGAUGGCAAGGUCAUCAAAGCUCAGAUUUGGGAUACUGCUGGCCAAGAGAGGUACCGAGCCAUCACUAGUGCUUACUACCGAGGAGCAGUUGGUGCGUUGCUUGUGUAUGAUGUGACACGACAUGCAACAUUUGAGAACUGUGAGCGUUGGUUGAAGGAGUUGAGGGACCAUACAGACCCUAACAUUGUUGUUAUGCUCAUUGGUAACAAGAGUGACCUCCGUCACCUUGUGGCUGUUUCUACGGAUGAUGGAAAAUCCUUUGCUGAGAGGGAGUCUCUCUACUUCAUGGAGACAUCAGCAUUGGAAGCAACAAAUGUGGACAAUGCAUUUGCUGAGGUCCUAACCCAGAUCUACCGUAUUGUGAGCAAGAAAGCAGUGGAGACUGGUGAUGAAGGAGCAGCUUCUUCUGUUCCCAGCAAAGGAGAAAAGAUAAAUGUCAAAGAUGAUGUGUCGGCAUUGAAGAGAAUUGGGUGCUGUUCAAACUAACGCACGCUUAGGAUUCUGAAUUUGUUUGUGUCGAAGAUGUGGCAGAGUGUUUUUGCUGCAUCUGUUCCUUCUGUGUACACCAUGGCUGUGUAAGAUUUUCUGAGUGAUGCUGAACCAGGAGAGAGGGGGAGUGGGGAGGAAUUGUUUUAAUCUUCAUUACUUGCAUUUUAUUUGCUGUGAUUUACUAGAAGGAGCCUGUAUUAGGGUUAGGAUUUUAAAUUUAUUGCUUUGACUUGGAUCAUGGAUGGUGUUUCAAAAUUGCAAGCAUCCUGUUUAGGUGGAUUCAUGUACUGACGUCUUCAAUAGAGUUAUUGCUU